AUGCCGUCCUCUGCGACCUCCAGACGACCGGGCCGUGUGGCCGAAGAUGAGGUCCCGGCAUCCUCUCCCGCCAACUCUUCCGGCUCCGAGUCCGAAUCCGACUACCUCGACAGUCCCGCCUCGCGCAAGAGACGGAGGACCGACCCCACUGCCGAGCCCGAUCUCGAAGAUAUCGAGAACGAUGAUGACGACGACGAGGAGGAAGAGCUCAAGGCCGUCGUAUCCACCAUCCAAGCACCCUCAAGAUUCAAGCGCGCGGCCGCCGCUAUCGACCAAGCUCCCCAGACCUCACGCCCAGCAGCGCCGUCGCAAAACACAAUCACUGCGCCAACAGACCCCAACACCACCUUCUCCGCCAUCAACGUGCGGCCAUGGCUCGUACAGUCCCUGGCCAACAUGGCAAUCAAGAGACCGACGGGCAUUCAAAAGGGCUGCAUACCAGAGAUCCUCAAGGGGCGGGACUGCAUCGGCGGAAGCAGGACGGGUUCCGGUAAAACGGUCGCCUUCGCCGUGCCCAUCCUCCAGAAAUGGGCCGAGGAUCCCACCGCCAUCUUCGGCGUCGUCCUGACGCCCACCCGCGAGCUCGCCCUGCAGAUAUUCGAGCAGUUCAAGGCCAUCUCCUCCCCGCAGAGCCUCAAGAUCGUCCUCGUCACCGGCGGCUCCGACAUGCGCUCCCAGGCCAUCGCCCUCGCGCAACGUCCCCACGUCGUCAUCGCCACUCCCGGUCGUCUGGCCGACCACAUCCGCACGUCGGGCGAGGACACCAUCUGCGGCCUCCGCCGCGUCAAAUACUGCCUCUCCGUCCUCCCGCCCUCCUCGAAGCGCCAGACUCUAUUGUUCACCGCCACAAUCACCCCCGAGGUCCGCGCCCUCAAAGACAUGCCCCUGAAGCCCGGGAAACAGCCCGUCUUCGUCUGCGAGGUCGACACCCAGGCCCUCGCCAUCCCCGCCACGCUCUCGCAGAUGCACCUCCAGGUGCCCGUCACCCACCGCGAGCACUACCUGCACACCUUCCUCCUGACGGACGGCAACGAGGAGAAAUCCGUCAUCAUCUUCUGCAACCGCACCAAGACGGCGGAUUACCUGCACCACCUGCUGCGCAUGCUCGACCACCGCGUCACCUCGCUGCACUCGGCCCUCCCGCAGCGCCAGCGCGUUGACAACCUGGGCCGCUUCCGCGCCGCGGCGGCGCGCAUCCUCGUCGCGACGGACGUUGCGUCGAGAGGUCUGGAUAUCCCCGAGGUCGGGCUCGUCGUUAACUACGACAUCCCGCGGAACCCGGACGACUAUAUCCACAGGGUCGGUCGUACGGCGCGUGCGGGGCGCAAGGGCGAGGCGGUGACGUUUGUCGGGCAGAGGGACGUCGAGCUCGUGUUGGCGAUCGAGGCGCGCGUGGGCAGGGAGAUGGAGGCGUGGAAGGAGGAAGGGGUGAACUUGGAGACGAGGGUGCUGCGGGACGCGCUCAAGAUUGUGAGCGAGAAGAAGAGGGAGGCGUUGUUGGAGCUUGAGGAGGGGAGGGAGGUUGGUGGCAAGAGGAAGAGGACGAAGCAGAAGCUCAAUGCGUGA
Molecule: messenger RNA, 1566 nt
Organism: Colletotrichum scovillei
Lineage: Eukaryota; Fungi; Ascomycota; Sordariomycetes; Glomerellales; Glomerellaceae
Product: DEAD/DEAH box helicase
Exons: 2
Coding region: 1-1566 (521 amino acids)
Molecular function (GO): nucleic acid binding; RNA helicase activity; ATP binding
Source: RefSeq, a predicted model, not a curated record